GGUGGUGGUGGUGGUGGCACCCUUUCUAUGCCACACGUGCAGGAUGUGGGAAUGGUGAAUGGACUGGUCACACCUUCAUGAACAAGAAGUACUCAGGGCUAGGCUAGGGGUGCAGGACUGUAUCGACGUACAAUUUCCAUUAAGAUUGAAGUACCCUCAUUGUCCCUCCAACCACUGAAAGAAAACUAAAAGCCCUGUAAACCUCUUGAUGAGCUAUUGAAAUGCAGGCAAAGCAAGUGUCCAUAGAAUUGGAGGGAAUUUCUGGGAAAACUCUGCUUAGCUUGAAAUCUGCAGCCAUAGUUACCACAGCAACGCGACAAAAUGGCAAUAUCCGUUCAAAGUGGGUCAAAAAGAGAUCAUGUUCUAGACCGCUUGGUUUGGAGGCGUAUAUGUACGAGGAUUCAGUGUCGAUAAUCACUCUGGUUGUUGAAGGAAAGCUGAACGAGCUGAAGAAUGUAUUGAAAGAGCAUGAUAUGACACUCAGUGAGGUAGAUAUAGAAGGCCGCACUCUCCUGCAUCAUGCAACACUGCACAACCAACAGCUGAUCAUGUCAUUUCUGAUCCACAGUGGGAUUAAUCUGGAUGCUGUGGAUAACAUAGGAAACACUGCUCUCCAUCUUGCUACUGAAAAGGAUCUCCCAGAUGCCUGUCACCUACUAUUGACAAACGGAGCAAGUGAUUCGAUCCUCAAUAAGGAUGUGUAUGCUCCCUUACAUUUAGCAGCACAAGGGAAGAACAAAGCGCUGGAGGCUAUCUUGGACCACCCUGUUGAAUUUUCUGUUGCUGGACAUCGCAGUAAAACACCUAUGCAUAUCAUCUGUGAAAAUGACAACAUUGAAGGGAUUAUCUUAAUGCAGAAGAAGGUAAUGGACAAUGUGAUGAUGAGCAAGAAUCGUUUAUUCAAAAUUUGUGCUACUGAUGACAACGGGCUAACACCAAUCCAUUUAGCAGCUCGCAAGAAUUCUCAUCGAGUACUUAAUUUUAUCAUUCAAUGCUGCACAAAUCAUGGCUACACUAUUGAGACAGUGCUUGGAUUUCUUGACGAGGAGAACAGUACUCCACUACAUGCUGCCGUUGACAGCUGCAACACUGAAGUUGUGAAAGUAUUGCUUGAGCAUGGAGCCUCCCCAACUGACUCCAAGGGCAAUCUCAUACCCCCUCUACAUCUGGCUUGCUCUCAAGGAAGGUCUGACAUGGUCAGGAUGAUGGUCGAGCGUGCUGGACCUCAAAUCAUUUUGUCCACAGAUCAAGAGCUCAAAACACCACUCCACCAUUGUGCUCUCUCUGUCCACAGCUCCUGCAUGAUCCCCUUCUUAGUCGAACGAGGGAAAGGAAUUAUCCAGAUUGAUGCCCGGGAUGCAAGAGGGCGCACCCCCUUACACAACGCUGUCACCUCUGCUAAUUUGGCUGGUACCAAAGAGUUGAUCUUUUAUGGGUCCAAUCCACUUGUGAAGGAUUGCAAAGGAUUGAAUGCUCUCCACCUUGCUUUAAACAGCAACAGGAAGGUUAUAGUCAAUGUCCUCUUAGAGCUGCCCUGUGCUGCUGAGCUAAUUAGCAAUACCUGUUGCAGAGGAUAUUCAGCUAUCCACCAUGCUCUACAUGUAGGCCAAGGCGGAGUUAUCCCUAAAAUGAUUGCUGCCCUCCAGUUCGAAGUCAAGAAGAUGCGAGACGAUGAAGGAAACAGCUAUCUACACCUAGCUGCUGGGAAAGGUGAUAUCAAAGCACUUAAAGCUCUCUUGGAUGUGCCUGAGAUUCACAAGCUGCUGAAUGAACCCAACGACUUUGGGAUCACCCCACUACAUUCGGCUGCUACCGGAGGACACUAUCAAUGCAUUGAUCUCCUGUUGAACAAUGGAGCAAUGUUCCACAAAGCAUUUAAUGGGGAAACAGCAUUCAUGAUAGCUUGCAAGAAAGGCUUUACGAACUGUGCCAGGCUAUUGAUCCAGUCCCACCCAUGUCAGAUCGCUAUGACAGACAACAUUGGAAACAGUGCUCUUCAUGCUGCAUCACAGAGUUUGACUCCUUCCAUGAUAACUCUCUUACUGGAUAAAAAUUGCAAGUUGAGCAUCAACUCAGAGUCACUAAGCUUCUUAGACAUGCUGAUAGACUGUGGACACUUUGACUGUGUCAUGGCAGUAAUUAAUCAUGGCCGCUGGCAGGAGUGUUUAGACUUUGGCUCCCCCUCACGUACCUGUCCAAUCUUACGCCUUAUUGAGCAAAUGCCAAAAGCAGCUAAAGCAGUAUUGGAUCGAUGUCACUCAAGAGCCAAUCUGGACAAGUCCCAUCCUGACUACUGGGAGAAAUUUGACUUCAAGUACCUCUAUUGUCAAAAAACGAUUGACAAUAAAAGCCAUCGAGGACUUGCUUUUGCUAUCCAUCCAUCUGAUAAAGAUGACAUCACUGAAACCACAAUCAAGUACAAGGGGAAUGUUCAGAGGACUUCAGUUGUAUCUCAUGAUCUAGUACGAGCUUGUAAAAAGAGGGUAUGCUUUGGACAAGAUACGAUGAUGACUUUGCGGAAAAUGAAGCACUUUAAGCGACAAGCUCUUCUCACUCAUCCAGUGGUUUCUGCUUUCUUGAAGUCUAAAUGGCAGAGGUAUGGAAGCAUAUACUGUUACAGUUUGUAUGCCCUUCAUUUACUGCUCACAGUACUUCUCUCAAUCUUUGUGAUUAUUGUGCCUAAUCCAGUUCAACAGCUUAUUUCACUGAACGAGACAGAGAUAGUUAGUACUGCAGUUGAUGACCCGUUUGAAUUAAGCCCCGGAGCUACGGCAUUACGAGCACUUGCUUUGGUCGUGAAUAUAAUUUUAAUUGCUGUUAUUGCAUUUAAUGUGCUCGUACAUGUAUACCUACAACGAAGUGGUGGAUUCAGUGCGUUCUUCCAGGUAUCCACCUGGUUUGAUUUUCUAUCCGUUACAAUCACUUUCAUCUUCUUUGUGUUUCCUAAUCCAUUGCAUGUUUGGUCACUAGGAGCUGUUGGCUGUUUCUUCUCAUGGUUCUCGCUUUUGUUGGCAUUGGAGCACUUUUCACUGGCAGGAACCAUUGUUAAAAUGUUUUUGGAGGUCACAAAAACGGUGUUUUUUGUACUCAGUAUCAGUAUUUUCCUUCUGCUUGCAUUUGCCUUCCCAUUUUAUAUGUUGGCUGGCAGUCUUAGCGAGUUUAACAAUGUUGGCUACGCUUUGCUCUCAGUAUUUGGUUUCAUGCUUGGGGAGUUGCCUUACGAUAUGUACGUCAAAUUAGAUGUGGCAGGAAAUCUUCCCUCUGGAAGUUUAGUACUUGUGUUUAUUUUGUUUCUGGCUAUCUUAAUGAGCAUUGUUCUAGCAAAUCUUUUGAUUGGUUUAGCUGUUGGAGAUAUUGAAAGAGUAAAAUUAAAUGCAAUUGUACAGAGGAAAGCAAUAGAAAUCGAGUUUUUUUCUCAAGUGGAUGCAUCUAUACCAAGACGCUAUCUAAAGAGUCUCUCUCUUCCAUCGUCCACAAUAUACCCAAACAAGAAUCGCUCAAUAUACUCAAAAUGGCAGGACAGUUGGAACUGGAUAGAGGCUCAGAUUGAACCAGAACAGUCCGAAAAUUUAAGCGCUGUAAGUGUCUCUUCUACAUGCUUGUCGGAAAUCACUGAACUAAAGCUUCAUGUUCUUGAGAUGAAAGAAACACAGCAGCAGAUGCAAGAAGCCAAUGCCCUGUUAAGAAGACACUAUCGAGGCUUGUCAGCUAGAAGCAGCUUCAGCUCACUUGAAUUUGAUCCUAUUGAAAAUCUCGCUGGCAACAUUGAACUAGACUAUCAGUAACUGUUUUGUCCUGUAGAUAUCUAUAAUUAUUAGUUUGGUUUGAAAACUGAAUUAACAUUGUACAUACAUAGGGGACCAUCAGAGGGGGACUAUACGUUGUUUAUGAUGUUUAUCGAUUAUUUAUGCUUCUGAA
Molecule: messenger RNA, 3918 nt
Organism: Halichondria panicea
Lineage: Eukaryota; Metazoa; Porifera; Demospongiae; Suberitida; Halichondriidae
Product: transient receptor potential cation channel subfamily A member 1-like
Exons: 3
Coding region: 222-3785 (1187 amino acids)
Biological process (GO): monoatomic ion transport; transmembrane transport
Cellular component (GO): membrane
Molecular function (GO): monoatomic ion channel activity; protein binding
Source: RefSeq, a predicted model, not a curated record